CCUUAGCUAAGCCGUAGCUGUCUUGUUCGCGCGCCAUUUCUCGUGAACGGUAUCGUUCAUGAUCUCAAGAAUCACGCGCCCGCAGCCUGCGGAGCGGUAGCAGCAGCGCAGCAACGGCUACUAUAGACGCCUGUACCAACCAUGCUGCCCCAAAACAGGCGUCUGCGACAUCUCCAGGGGAUAUACAUCCGCAAUCUGAGCUUCACCAAGCCCCAUGGCCGCGCUUCCGACGACCUCGACGCCGAUCUCCAUUCCACCAAGCCACAAGACCCCCAGCGCCAGCUCCAGCUCCAGCUCCAACAUGCUCGCUCCUCCGAGAGUCUCCGUCCGCGUGCCGGUGCUCGUAGGCGCAGUACCGCUAUCGCCAAUGCCACGCCUGUCACCCGCCACAAACAUUUGGAAUACAAGGUCGAAAGUAGAGCUGCCGACGUGUUCUUCUCACUGCAUUGCGAUGGCGAGGACGACCCCGUCUACAUUAGCGAAGUUGGCCUGCGAUCUAUGAACUUCAACUUUCGGUUCUUCGACCUUUCCGGUGCCGACCCUCGCAUCACGCGAUCGUCAGAGUUGAAGAUAAGGGUAUGGGCCAAGCGACGGGAAUCAUGGGGCUUGCUCCUGUCCCAGGACAUCGACCUUCGCUCGCUACAUUAUGUCGGCAGUCUACGAAACCACCAUUUCCCACCCAACUGUAUCAUCUUCCACCUUCAAGAUGGCAUGUACUCGCUUGAUCUUGCUAGUAAACGCCCCGAGCCGAAGCAAACGCCGCCACUGCCUACUUCCUCCUACAAUGUCCUGAUGAAACUUUCCAAUCUAAAUAACUCAAUUGAAGAUGCUUUAGCUACGCGCAAAGCGCUGACUGCGCAGAUCAAUUCUUUGCUUGAAAAAAUACCAGAAGAUACAGUGCCGCAGGCGCAAGAGUCUGCCCGUGUCUCCGCAUCUUACCUCGCAGCCCAGAAGCGGGCCGUUCGAUCUGCCCAGACACGACGGGACGACCUCGAAACAUCUAUCCAAGCUCGACGAGAUGCCAUGAAGGAGGGACAGUCUGCGCAAGCCCGGGCCUCAGAUCAUGUUGAACACGCCCAAUCCAAGUUGCCGGCGUCACAGGAGUUGAUCUCAGCUACGCGCGAAAGCAUUCAUGGCCAACGGCGUCGCAUAUGUGAAGAUCUUGCACACAUUUUCCCCAUCACACCAGUUCCAUCAGGGGCGCCUCUUUCUUUUAGUAUCUGCGGCAUACCGCUGCCCAACUCUGACUACGACCCGACAUCGUCAUCAUCUACGGAAGACACGCUCUCUGCAGCUCUAGGUAACGUCGCGCAGCUAACUCAUGCGCUACAAUUUUACCUAAGCGUCCCUCUCCCAUAUCCAGUGACGGCUUUCGGGUCGCGGAGCAGUAUUCGUGAUGACAUCUCAUUGCUGCCCGAGGCCCAACGUGUCUUUCCCUUGUUUCUACGUGGUGGCGCAACGGCACAGUAUCGAUUCGACUACGGCUGGUUUCUGCUAAACAAGGACAUCGAGGCUUUGUGCGUGUCGGCUGGGCUUAAGAUCGUGGAUAUUCGGCACACGCUGCCCAAUCUCAAAUACCUCUUGUAUGUCUGUAGUGCAGGUAGCGAGGAGGUACCGGAGCGUAAACGCGGUGGAAUUCGAGGGCUUUGGGCCGGCCGAAUGAGAGGAAGACUGGGCGUGGGUAGUUCGCUUGCUAGCACUGAUGAUGGCGCUAGUAGUACUGCCGGAAGUCGUCGUGGUAGUAUGGACAGCGAGAUUUUGAGCGGCAAACAGAGAGAAACGCUGAGCCGUGCUCUCGGCCGGGAAAAUGGUCACGGAAGCGGAGAUCAUUCGCGACAGAGCAGUGUUGGCGCGGCAGGGAGACAGCAGCAACAGCACUCACCCGUCCGUCUGCCGUUCGACGAGGGGGCUGCCAAGCUCACAUUACGUACAAAGGGUCUAAGGGAGAAUGUUGGUGCACAUGCUUGAGAUACCCAUAGAGUAAUAAAAUUUGUCUUGUCUUGUCAAGAUUCUUUUUUCGUGGAAUUUGGGGUACUUAUUUGACGGUGGUACCAAAAAUUCAUCCGACGUGCUACUAAAUCUUACUACCAGUUAGAUACCUUCUCAUUGUACACACGACAGGAUAUGUUACGGCAUUGGUUGAUUGUCAAUGGUCACG
Xylaria bambusicola is the source of this 2158-nucleotide messenger RNA. Its product is annotated as UV radiation resistance-associated protein. The transcript has a single exon. Gene Ontology annotation, biological process: SNARE complex assembly. Gene Ontology annotation, molecular function: SNARE binding. Bases 142 to 1968 code for a protein of 608 amino acids. NCBI's taxonomy places the organism in Eukaryota, Fungi, Ascomycota, Sordariomycetes, Xylariales, Xylariaceae. The record is from RefSeq and is a predicted model, not a curated record. Gene Ontology annotation, cellular component: lytic vacuole; endosome.